This is a messenger RNA of Juglans microcarpa x Juglans regia, 1990 nucleotides long. RefSeq names its product protein WVD2-like 6. Bases 309 to 1679 code for a protein of 456 amino acids. Gene Ontology annotation, molecular function: microtubule binding. The transcript is spliced from 9 exons. The record is from RefSeq and is a predicted model, not a curated record. NCBI's taxonomy places the organism in Eukaryota, Viridiplantae, Streptophyta, Magnoliopsida, Fagales, Juglandaceae.
CUAUACCUUUGGCUUUCAAUACUAUUAAAAAAAGAAGUUAAAAGUAAAAAAAGAAAGGAAAUUACCAAAAGUUUCAAAUUUUGAAUCGGACAGAUCCUUUCUUAGGGUUCGGUUCUUCGAUCCAUUGUCGCCAUCUUCAUUAUCAUCUUCUCUCUCUCUCUCUAUCUAUCUUCUGUGUGUAUGUGAUGUGUGUGGUGUGCUGCAUAGAUCUUUCAAAGCGUUCAAGUAAAUCUCCGUGAUUAAAUCAAAGCUAAUUCCCCGUUAAUGGAGAUUUGAUUAUUGCAAGUUUCUCGAGUGUUCUUGGAGUGAUGGACUCAGGUGAUCUUGUACCUGUGGACGGGCUUGAGACAACACAUCAAAAUGGUGUUCACGAGCAACUUCCUGCCUAUGGAGGGGAUGGCGUUGUUUCAGAUAAUGUAAAAGUGACUGCCGCUGGAAGUUCAGAGACUGCAGUGCCAAAUGGGAAUUUGGAGAAUGUUGCUAAGUUGGAUGCUGAUGCAGCUAUUAACUCAUCUACAGGGGAAGUCAAUGAGGGAUCAGAUGUUCCCUCCACAUCUAAGGACGGGGAAGUGAAAGACGCAGAUCAUUCAAAGCAAUCCAAACCUCAAAAGGCUCAGGGAAAGAGCAAGAAUGCAAAGGCCCCGAGCCUGAAAAGUGCUUCAGCAGCUGCGGUGACAGAGAUCAAUGAUGGAAAAGAUUUCGAGAGAACAUCUACUUCAAAUGGUUCAGUUGGUUUGAAUUCACGCCCAACACAGCCUAGUAAAAGCAGAUCAUUCAAUGACAGACAGGCUCAAUUAUCUAAGCAAUCUGGAAAGUCUGUUGCAGCACUGUCGGAAGGCCUUGUAGAUAAGACAAAACCGAAGCCCUUGAAAAAAGAACCUGGUGGUAAAGCUGAUGACACGGAACCUUCCUCUAAAAGUCCCUCAGGAGGAGAUGCCAAAUCUCGGAAGGCCGCUGCACUUCCAAACUAUGGUUUCAGUUUUUGGUGUGAUGAACGAGCUGAGAAGCGGAAAGAGUUCUAUUCUAAACUUGAGGAAAAGAUUCAUGCAAAGGAAGUAGAGAGGAAUAACUUGCAAGCCAAGUCCAAGGAAACACAAGAAGCUGAAAUUAAGAUGCUUAGGAAGAGUUUGGCCUUUAAAGCAACCCCCAUGCCAAGCUUCUAUCAGGAGCCUCCGCCUCCUAAGGUAGAGUUGAAGAAGAUACCACCAACAAGAGCUAAAUCUCCCAAGCUUGGCCGAAGGAAGAGCUCUGAGACUGAAGGGAACAGUAGCAGUGAUAGAAUAGGCAGGCUAAGUUUGGAUGAGAUAGUAGUCACGGAAAAUCCUGGCAAAACUCUCAUCCAUCUGAAGAAGCCACAACGAAAGUCUCUCCCUAGACUACCUUCUGAAAAGACUAAUUUUUCCAAACCAGUUGCAGAAAAAACCACUUCAUGUAAAGCUAAACAUGAGAAAAAUACCACCUUGCUCGACACAACAAAUGAAGAAGAGACCACCUUGGACAAUGCAACAAAUGAAGAGAAGAUGGAUAUGUCUGCUGCAACAAAUGAACCUCCAUCUAACACUCGAGAGCCGGGGGCAGCUCCCACAGCCGAGCCAAGUGAAACUCAAGUGUGUAAAGAUUACGGGAUGUUGGUUGAAGAGCAGCCUCAACCCACCUUGAUUCAAGAACCCACACAAUAGGAGCAUUAAACAAAAUGCAGCAGUAGAAUGAGAUGUGCAUUAAUGGAGAAGCUCUCUCUAUUUCCUGAAAAUAAGAGGGUAUAAGACCUGAAUUAUUUGACGAUGAAAGAAUGAAGGAUUUAUGCAUUAUGGUUUGUAAUGUCGUCUUGUCCAUAGUCAGCAGCAUUGGUUAUUUUGUGUGCUUGCUUUUAAAGUUGCUGGUCUUGUCAUUAAAGUUUGCAUUCCAGCUUGCAGCACUGUAUGUAACUAUUUGUGAGGUUGUUUUCAUUUGUAAGUUUAGCAUCAGUUUCCUCGUCUUUGGAAAUGUUUUU